CCGUUCGAUGAUCGAGUUGGUCGAUGUAUAAGGCGUUCGAGUUUCAGUGUUCUACUGUGUUACAGUAUGUAGCCUAGACGGGGUGGAAAGGCUAGGUAGAGUGAUGCGGAAUUUAAAGCGUAUUAAAAGAUGAUUUUUUGAAUUUUCCAGUUAAUUUUGAGCUAUAGUAAACCACCGAUUACAGACCGCACUUACCAAAUCAGCAGAUAUGAAGGUUCACCGUACUGUUCUAGCGCGUUUACUAUCAAACAGAAACGUUACCUAUCUUGUCUAUCUAAUAAACUAAACCACAAGCAAAUAUCCUUAUCCAACACAUUACAACAAACUACAGCAACAAAUUUUAACGAGAAUAAGCUUUAAUAAGAAUAAGGUCAUAAUCUUUCCCCACUUUCACAGGCGACAACAAAUGCUCCACAGAAUAUCGUAGUUGGGGCGUCUCCGUUAUUUAUUCUGUCCAAUCAGCAAAUGGGAAAUCAGGAAAUUCUGAUGACGAAUGAAAUAAACGCGAUCGGCAGAUUCCGAUGGCGCGGAAUAAAGUUCGGUGGGCAGAGCAGAAAUUUGGCUUGUGUUAUGGAACCAUUUAGUUACUCAACUUCUACUUCUGACCAACCUAUGUCUGACCAACCUGCAUGGAUCACCACUGCAUUAUCUACAGAUAAUGAGAAGGAUUCUGGAUCUGGGACAGAAUUAAAUACUUCCUCUGAGGAAAUGAACACUGAAAGUAUUCCAACAUCACCAGGGCUAACUGUGCCAGCAAAAACGACGAACGAGACAGCAAGCAUGGCAAAUAAUGGGUCACUGGGGUCCAGAACUUAUCAUGGAAGCAUCGGGCACAAGGCAGGGAAGCACCCAGAAGGAGGCACCAACCCAUCGUGUACAGGACCAAGUGGUGGCGAUUGUGAUGCAGCUUUUGUUUACGAUUACAGUUCCCUUCGGCAUGUGGGGUUAUUUGUGGCUGCGGUGCUCUUCUUGAUGGGAAUCGCAGUGGUGACGUUUGGUAGAGUGUGCCGGAAGUCUAGGUGCCAUGUAACUUCAGGAAAGUUUUACGAGGUGAACAGAGUAUAAAUAAGAUGAACAUUCAUUGAUGUUGUUAUUAAGUUAUGAUUGUGAUUAACUCAUAGUCUUGUAAAAUGCAUACAGUAAUGUGUAUAAAAGCAUGAAUACCAAUUGCCAAAAACUUAAAAUUUUAUAAAUUUAAUCCAUCCAUCCAUCCAUCUUCCAGUAGCUAAUCACGUUCCAAGUUUGUUCUUGAGAGGCAAGUUAGCAAAGGACCAAGAACACAAGUAGGAUCUUUGCAUUCUCAGUAUUGAGAAACACUCUACGAUGGUGUACAGUAUGUGUGUGUCCUGUGACAUAUUGGCAUCCCAUCCAGGGCAUACCCUAGCCUUGUGCUGCCUGGGAUAGGCUCCAGGGUCCCCUUGACCUUGACCAAGAUAAGUGUUUGGAAUAUAGAUGGAUGUAUGGAUGUAGUAACUACAGCUAAAUUAUUCAAAAAUGCUUUAUGAAUGGUACUUUGUUAGUAGUUUUAGAUUUUCUUCUUUACAUCAUUGUAGUUACGAUAAACCCUGUCUGAAAAGUUUGAGGGAUUGCUCAGAUAUAUGCAUAUUACUUUUUUUGUCAAACACCAUGCUUCAGCAAAAAGUUACCUAAGCAGGACAUUGCCUAAAGAACAGACUGAAGACUGGCAGGAAGUACAGCAGAAACCAUUUAUUAUUAUUUGGUCCACGUACGUGUUUGAAUAUAUACAACGGAUAAUUAAUCACAUACCAACUGUUAAUAAAAUUUCAAUGUAAAA
Messenger RNA from Brienomyrus brachyistius, 1795 nucleotides. It is a transcript of the gene fxyd5, whose product is annotated as FXYD domain containing ion transport regulator 5. Gene Ontology annotation, molecular function: sodium channel regulator activity. Gene Ontology annotation, cellular component: membrane. NCBI's taxonomy places the organism in Eukaryota, Metazoa, Chordata, Actinopteri, Osteoglossiformes, Mormyridae. Gene Ontology annotation, biological process: regulation of sodium ion transmembrane transporter activity. Bases 466 to 1065 code for a protein of 199 amino acids. The record is from RefSeq and is a predicted model, not a curated record. The transcript has 9 exons.